This is a messenger RNA of Megalops cyprinoides (Indo-Pacific tarpon), 1695 nucleotides long. Its product is annotated as scavenger receptor cysteine-rich domain-containing group B protein-like. Lineage: Eukaryota; Metazoa; Chordata; Actinopteri; Elopiformes; Megalopidae. The record is from RefSeq and is a predicted model, not a curated record. Gene Ontology annotation, cellular component: membrane. Bases 1 to 1695 code for a protein of 564 amino acids. The transcript has 12 exons.
AUGAUACUCCACAGAGGCGUCCGUGCGGAACUUCAGACGGCGGAAUCGAACGGCAUGAGAAGGCUCCGCGUUCCAGGCAUCCUGCGUGCAGACAGGAGCCCAGCCACCUGGCUGACCGUCUGCUUCCUGGGGUCUCUGCUCCUCAUGGCUCUGUGUCUGCUUUUGCAGUUUGGAGGUAACUCUAACAACCUACUUAGCAGGACUGUAUCAAAAUACACAAUGAAGGUCUUCAAGAGGCUACGGUACAAAGUGCGGCUGGUGAACGGGCGGAACCGCUGCGAGGGCCGGCUGGAGGUGGAGCACAACGGGAGCUGGGGGACGGUGUGCGACGACGACUGGGACAUGGUGGACGCCAACGUGGUGUGCAGGCAGCUGCGGUGCGGCUCGGCCGUGGCCGUGUCCAGCAGCUCCGCCUUCGGCCAGGGGGCGGGGCCCAUCCUGCUGGACAACGUGGACUGCAGGGGCAGGGAGCCGGGCCUGGCCCAGUGCGCCAGCCUGGGCUGGGGGGUCCACAACUGCUACCACUAUGAGGACGUGGGGGUCACCUGCAAAGACACCUCCCUGCUAGCGGCGCGCGGCCAGGAGGAGCCCACAGCCCCCACCCCUGCCGUCUCAGGGCCUGUGGACGGCACCGUUCGGCUGGUGGGAGGGAGUAACCACUGCCAGGGUCGGGUGGAGAUCUACUACUGGGGUCACUGGGGGACAGUCUGUGACGAUGACUGGGGCAUGAAGGAUGCAGAGGUGGUUUGCCAGCAGGCAGGGUGCGGUCGCGCCCUGGCCUCCCCCACCAACGCUUACUUCGGCCACGGGACCGGCCUGAUCCUGCUGGACAACGUCAACUGCAAUGGCAACGAGCCGUCCCUCGUCUCCUGCUACAGCCUCGGGUGGGGCAUCCACAACUGCGGCCACCACGAGGACGCGGGAGUCAUUUGCACAGUAGAGGGCGCCAUCCGGGUGGUGAAUGGUUACAGCAGCUGCCAGGGCCGGGUGGAGGUGUUCCACGACAACCUGUGGGGGACGGUGUGCGACGACGACUGGGACCUGGACAACGCUCAGGUGGUGUGCAGACAGCUGGGCUGUGGACCGGCCAUAGCUGCCAAGGUGUUGGGCUACUUUGGCCACGGCUCAGGGCCCAUCCUGCUGGACAACGUGGACUGUAGGGGUGACGAAGGCCAUAUCGACGACUGCUUCCACCUGGGAUGGGGACAGCACAAUUGCGGCCACCACGAGGACGCAGGCAUCGUUUGCUCACCAUUUGAAAGCCUUGCGGGAGCAUCAAAUGAAUUUGGCUCUACACUGAAGACAGAUCCAUCACCGGAAGUUCACGGCCAAUCAGGGUGGGCGACUAACGGACAUGAUUCCGGGUUUAUCCCCUCAGGGGCGCUGAGGCUGGCCAACGGGACGCACUGGUGUGAGGGGCGGGUGGAGAUGUUUUGGCAGGGCCAGUGGGGGACGGUGUGCGACGAUGCCUGGGACCUCCCGGACGCCCGGGUGGUCUGCAGGCAGCUGGGCUGUGGGGAGGCCCGGCACGCCCGGGAAGGGGCCUUCUUCGGCCCGGGGGAAGGCACCAUCCUACUGGACAAUCUCAAAUGCAGUGGCGACGAGGCCUCCCUCUGGGACUGCUCGCACAUCGCCUGGAACGUCCACAACUGUGACCACUCGGAGGAUGCUGGCGUGACCUGUGCACUGUCCUGA